This is a messenger RNA of Varanus komodoensis (Komodo dragon), 3438 nucleotides long. Its product is annotated as sodium/hydrogen exchanger 10-like. Gene Ontology annotation, molecular function: monoatomic ion channel activity; sodium:proton antiporter activity. The record is from RefSeq and is a predicted model, not a curated record. NCBI's taxonomy places the organism in Eukaryota, Metazoa, Chordata, Lepidosauria, Squamata, Varanidae. Gene Ontology annotation, biological process: proton transmembrane transport. The transcript is spliced from 25 exons. Gene Ontology annotation, cellular component: membrane.
AUGAGCCCCUUAAACUUGAGCUUUGCCAACGCAGGUGCCAUGCGUCGGGCCCACUCCGUUAACGGGCAAGAAGCGAACGACGCGUUAGAUCCAAGCUUCCAUAACGGGGAGCAAUUUUAUGGCACGUACCACAUCAUCCGUAAGAACCGGCCGAUCGUCGUGCUGCUGGUGUUUCUCAGCUGUGCCGUGGGAGCCCUGUUACGAACUGUUUUGAAAGAAACAAAAAUACCUAUUCUUGUAAUUAUAUUUGUCAUUGGACUUAUCCUUGGAAUAUUACCUUUUGUGAAGAGCAUUGCAGAAAUAGAUCCUGUACUUUUCCUUCAUUUGUUUACACCAGUUAUAAUAUUUACAGCUUCAUUUGAAAUGGAUUUUUAUAUAUUUCGAAAAUCAUUUUGGCAGGUGUUAAUUCUUGCAGUUCCUGGCUUUUUGAUGAACUGUGCUUUCCUUGGAUGGUUGAUUUACAAAAUUAAUAAGUAUAAUUGGUCCUGGGAUGAUAGCAUGUUGUUUGGAAUAAUUCUUAGCACAACAGAUCCUGUCCUUUCUGUGGCUUCUGUAAGAAACAUUGGCCUUUCAAAAAUAGUUAUCAACUUAAUUAAAGGCGAGUCUUUGUUUAACGAUGCUACCACAGUAAUUAUUUUUGAAUUAUAUAGGGACCUCGUAAAUCGCAGUCAUCAUGAAGUAGUUAAAGAAAUUUUUGUAAAAUUGAUUUUAAAAUUCUUUGCAAGUGCUGUAUUUGGAUUUUUGAGUUCACGCUUGGUUAUAUUCUGGUUGCAACACAUUUUCAAUGAUGGAGUUAUUGAAGUAGUUUUGAGCUUUUCAAUGGCAUACAUAAUUUUCUUUGUUGCUGAAUGGCUUGGGAUGUCUGGAGUUAUAGCUCUUUGUAUUCUGGGUCUUCUUUUAGAUUCUGUAAGUUUUAGCCCAGGAAUGGAUGUAUUUCUUUAUAAGUUCUGGGCAAUGUUGACAUUUUUGGCUCACAUUAUGAUAUAUCUGAUAAUGGGAAUUGUUAUAGCCCAAAAAACAUUUCCAUAUAUAAAUACCCGUGCUUUUUUUUAUAUUGUAACAGUCUACCUUUCGUUGAAUCUUGUCAGGGCUUUAGUUGUUUUGGCAUUGAGCCCUUUUCUGAGUCGUCUUGGUUAUGGAUUUAAUUGGCGUUGGGGAGCUAUUAUUGUUUGGAGUGGAAUGAGGGGCACAUUCACUUUGAACAUGGCACUUGGAAUUAGCCAAACAGAAAGUGUAACUCCUGCUGAGGUUCACAUUAAGACUAUGAUAUUAUUGCAUUCUGGAACAGCAUCUUUGUUAACCUUGAUAAUUAAUUCUACCACUGUGAAAAAGCUGGUAAUGACCCUAGGGCAUACAAGUUUAUCCUUACCUUGACGAUUAGAUACAGAAGAAGUUAAUCAACUGGUCAAAGCCAUUAAAUGCCCAGACUGUAAUGCUGAUAUUACAUUUGAGAGAAGUCCUCAACAAAUUGCUGACAUAAUGGAAGAAGCCAGGUUACGUCUUUUAACUGCACAAAUAGCCAGUUAUCAAAAGCAAUACAACAGUGGAAUGCUGAAUCAAGAUGCUGCCCAGACAUUAAUAGGUGCAACAGAAAGCUAUGUUGAUAUUGAAGGAAAAUUUAUGAAUAUUCAUGAAGUAAAGACAUAUUGGGAAAGCAAAGGAAUACUCGUGAUAAUGAAGAAGUGGCUGUCUGAUUGGGUUUACAAUGUGAAAGAUGAAACUUUCAAGCCACCAAAGAACAAAUUUCUGAGGUUUUUUCACCAAACAGUGUUUAUGGAGGAAUUUGAAUAUAUAAGCACCAUGAUAACAUAUUUGAACGUCAUACCUAUUGUUCUUAACUUUAUACCAAGUGUUACUUCAUCCUACCUUCCACAGCUUAAGUUGUGCAACUACUAUUUUCUGACGUGUUAUAUAUUGGAAGCUUUAUUGAAGGCUUUUGCAAUGGGCAAUGCCUAUAUCUAUUACCACUGGAAUCAAUUUGAUAUUUUAAUCAUAAUAAUUGGAAUUAUAGAUGUCAUAAUUAUUAAUGUCUUUAAGUCACUUGCUCCAUCAUAUCCUAUGCUUAAUACUAUCAGGAUAUUCAGGAUGAUUCGUAUUCUAAGAGUUCUGCGACUCUUGAAGCUUGUAAUACCCAAAGUGAUUUUCUUGUUGGAAAAACAAAUAAACAAACAGCUCACAUUCCGGUAUGAUAUUGCCAAAGGAUAUGUUCAAGGUGAAGAAGAUAUCAAAUGUCUGAUUGGACAGAUUGCUGGCCAUGAAAAAGUUUAUCUGGAAAUAAAUAAAAUAUUGGAAAGAAACAAGCAAGAGGCUAUGAAGGAACUAGGCUUAAUGCAACGUGAUUAUCCUGAUAUUGUCACUGCAGUGAAAACCAGACAAGCAGUCCAAACAGUGUUGAAUACAGCUUCUGAAACACUUAGGUUUAUGAUAUCAGGAGGAAUUGUUGAUAAAAAUGAAGGAGCAGAACUGCAGAAGAUGAUUUUAAUUAAAAGAAAACAGCUAGCGACACUUCCACCUACAAUUGAACCACCCACAGCACAGGAUCUUCUGCAUAAUGUCAUGUGGCUACAGAAUGACAAAAACCAGAUAGAAUAUAUUCAGAAAAAAGCAAAAAUUCUUUAUUAUGAUUAUGGAGAUAUUAUAUUUGAUGAAGGUGAACUACCCCAAGGAAUCCAUUUAAUUGUAUCAGGAAUGGUCAAGCUUUCUGGUUCUGCUCCUCGUUACGGAGUUGAUAAAGAAACCCUGAAAGAAACUAAUAAAGAAGCCCCAAAAGAAGUUAAUAUAGAUGCUCAAAAAGACAUUUAUAACAAAGCCCAGAAAGAUCUGACUAAUCAAAAUCAGAAGCGCCAUCCAGCAUCUUCCUAUACAGACUAUUUGGUUACUGGUGCCAUAAUAGGAGAACUCAACUGCCUAACUAAGCAAGAAAUGGAAUAUGGAGUUACUUGUGAAACUGCUGUGCAGACAUGUUUUAUUUCUAUAGAUGAUUUGCUUGAAGCUUUUGAUACAUUUCUAGAACCACCUUCAUUAGAAUAUAAAAUAUGGCUGAAACUUGCUCUUGAUGUUACUCUCAAAACUUUCAAAGAAAAUCUUCCUAACCAGGAUUGGUCCUACAAGGUGUGCGUGCAAUUUUCUAACAUGUAUGUGUUGGAUGUACCAAACCACACCAAAUGUGACAUUUAUGAUGGGGCUAUGGAUGAUGUCAUUCUUGUACAUGGAGCUGUACAAGAUUGUCAACUGGGACAGCGAUAUUGUGCACCAUGCAUUUUGCCAAAAACCUGCCAUCAGGUACAAGGCACUGCAUCUGCAACAAAACUACUCGUUAUACGAACAACAGAGCAUGGAGCACGAAAGAGCACUGAAACAUGUAGUAGCAUUUGCCAUUAUCAUUCAACUCGGAGACAUGGUGAGAAAGUUCUUGAAAACCUUAAACUAGCAAACUAA